This is a messenger RNA of Symbiodinium natans, 378 nucleotides long. The record is from the annotation of a GenBank genome assembly. Lineage: Eukaryota; Dinophyceae; Suessiales; Symbiodiniaceae.
AUGUCUCGGGUCUCGCGGAAGAGGCUGAGCCCAGAACCGUGCAUAGCUCAGUGGCGAAAGCCUGUCGCCAUCCUGGACCUCGGAAGCACGGCGCGCUGCGGAGCAGCUCUUGAUUCGGGAGUCUCGACAGGCUUUUGGUGCCCAUUCUUGGAGCCGGGACAGAGCUGGGCAGCUGGGCACCGCGCCACCGCGUCGUGCGAAGGCGAGGCCGCCACCGCACCGGCGACGAGGUCCAGAACAGAGCGAACGGAGCGACCAGCAGAGUUGCUCGAAGGGCUCCGCGCUGUGGUGCUCGUGGUGCUCGUGGUGGUGGUCAUGUUGAAGCUCCCCAAAACCUGUCGCUCCUCCCGAGGGACACUGCACAGAAUGGCACAUUGA